UGUUUUCAUGAAACAGCUGAGUGUGAGUGGUGCGAGUCACACUGGAAACGGACCCAAGUUUCUUUACAAACGGAGGCAGGAACAAACCAAACAGUGAAAGCGGGUAAAAGCUUCACCAGCGACAGUGCGUUUGGUCACUUGCUGGCCAACGCACAGCUGCAUCUUUCACACGGAGGCAGGAGCACGGAAAGCUGCGAGUCGGUCCCACCGCCAAAUGAUGUGGCAGCGCUCAGUGAUGAAAAACAAGCGUCCACACUGAGUCGUGACGAGGUGAACACACACACACAGAGAGAGGGAGAGAGAGAGAGAGAGGGAGAGAGAGAGAGAGAGCACCGUCCCCGACGCCCACACUUCCGGACCGGACCCUAUGGAGGCAGCUGUGUCGGGAUGCAUCUGUCUCCCGGUGCUGCUUGAGAUGAGGACAAGACGUCGACGGUGAACAGGCGACGCUCGCUGCGUUACAUUAAACCUCCCCGUCCACGUCCUGAGCUGAUCCGUCUCAGCGGCUGAAUUCAGGGGGGAUCCGGGCUUUAGCCGCGCUGCCCUACUGUCUGCUGUCAAACUGUUGCUGAUUUCCACUGUAAAUGAAUCUUGUAAGGUUUAUGAACAACCGCGUUCCUCCUAACAAGAGAUACCAGCCCACAGAGUACGAGCAUGCUGCCAACUGUGCCACGCAUGCGUUAUGGAUAAUCCCCAGCCUGCUGGGCAGCUCCGUGUUGCACUUCCAGUCAGAGGACCAAUGGGAGCGGCUGUCGGCCUGGGUGUACGGGGCGGGCCUCAGCUCGCUCUUCAUCAUCUCCACUCUGUUCCACACUGUGGCCUGGAAGAAGAGCCACCUACGGUCCGUGGAGCACUGUUUCCACAUGUGUGACAGGAUUGUCAUCUACUUCUUCAUUGCUGCCUCCUACGCCCCGUGGCUGAACCUGCGCGAGUUGGGUCCCUGGGCGUGUCACAUGCGCUGGUUGGUGUGGGUCAUGGCGUCUUUUGGGACCACCUACGUCUUCUUCUUCCAUGAGAGGUAUAAGCUGAUGGAGCUGAUCUGCUAUACAGUGAUGGGGGUUUUUCCAGCCUUGGUCAUUCUCUCAAUGCCGGAGCAGUCUGGGCUGUAUGAGCUGCUUGUCGGUGGAGCCUGCUACUGCCUGGGGAUGGUCUUUUUCAAGAGUGAUGGCAUCGUCCCAUUCGCUCAUGCCAUUUGGCAUCUGUUCGUAGCUAUGGGAGCGGCCAUACACUACUACGCCAUCUGGAAGUACCUCUACGCCCAGCCGCCCAAUCAAGUCCAGACCUCCAGAUGACAUCAGCGCUGACCUCACAGGAAGUAACUCCUGUGUUAGAGCAAUUUCAAGGAGAUGAAUGGAGCUGUGUCCAUAUUAAGAGGUUGCCUCAUCUAGAAGCUACAGGAGUGUCUUCUAGGACAGUCCCGGACUGUCUAUAGCCACAGGCCAAAACUAAUGGUGCAUUCAGGUGAUCCUCGUCAACUCGUCCGCGAUUAUCACCAAGAUGUUGCCUUCAAACGACAGGCAAACCAGUCACAGACAAACUGAGGCGGGUUUGACAGGUUUGGCUGCUGAUCAACACUGUACCAGGUUAAAGAUGAAAGUCAUUUUAAUCCACCAGUAAAAAUCAUGCUUAACCACCCAGUGGCCUUUAUGAAAAAUCUUAACUGUAUAUCAAAAUUAAAUGUUUUACAACGUUCUCCCAAUCCACACAAUAGGCAAAGGAAGUAUAGUAUAAAAACACUUGCAGGGACAAACUGAAGGGUUUAAGCCUGGAUCUGAAUUUUCUUUUAAAUAACUGAGAGUUGACGCAGACCCCAAGUUUCCAGGGAACUUGCUCCAGAUACGUGUUGCAUACAAACUGGGUGCUGCUCCUCCAUGUUUAGAUUCAAUCUCUGGGGACACCAGACCUGCCCCAGAUACUGACUGAUGAAGACCAAAUCUUCGACAAGCAGGAAGCCAGCUAAAGAUUCAAUAAGCAGAAUAACGUGAUCCAGAACGGGUGCAGAAUAGCGUCGACAGGUGUGCACCUAACGGCACAGACACACUAAACUAACAUCAAGCUAGCAGCGACAAAGUCCCCCUGUGGCGUCGCCUCCGACACCACAGUCGACGGCCCGCUAUUGUGUAGACUCUGAAAUGACUCCACACCAGCAGGUGGCAGUAGUCUUUAUUCAUUAUUUAAAAAGGGAAACCAGAGGAGCUACAAACUGCCAGUCUUCAGUUCCUUUAACCCCAAAAAAACAGAGCCUUCUGUGUGUGCCUUCUUGACUUUGUCAUGUGCUUCAUUCUUGUGCUCACUUCUAGUCCUAGUUACCCUUCAAAUAAUAGUGUCAGUGGUGCAGGACAGUCGGCUAGACGCGGGCCGAUGAUUGGCCAUUUGAGUCGUGUGUCACAGCUCUUUGUUUAGUCUAAGAGUUGAAGACCUGGGCAGAAAAAAAUAUAUAUAUUUAUAAUGUGUUCACAAAACACUUCCUGCUCCUUGGAAAGCUUGUCAAAACAACAUGGGUGAGUGUGUCAAGAACUUUGGAUUUUGGCUGCGUGACAGUAGUGGUUCAUCCUCCUUUAUGUAAACUACACCACUGCAAUAUUUACAUCCUGCGUUGGUUCCUUAGUAACUGAUGCCCACCCGAAGACACCUCAUACAUAUAAUGUGAUACCUCCUGACUUCACGAGCUGACGAAGACGUUUGAAUGCACCGUUUAGCAGUUAACUGGCACGUACUGUACACAUGAGCCUUCACGGCCCCGGCGGCAUGUGGCCGCUAUCGGCGUGAACCUCAGCGGAGGCCUCCUCUGAACGUGGACACAGCUUCUUUUUAUUCCCCCUCUCCCUCCCACUUCCGUUCAUUUCAGUUUUCUGUUCCAGCGUUUUGCAGGAUUCUGGUUUCAUUCCAAUGAUCAGGGGUUAAUAGCUAUUCUUAUUACUACUUCUCUCUCUGGUGCACAUCCAAACUCAGUGUUUUGCAGCUGAAUUGAGGGCAUUGUCUUAUUGUUAAGAGGAAGACAAUGUUUACAAUUAGCUAACUUGGCUAUCGGAAUUAGUUUUAGCAACUGUUAUCAUCGUUAAUAGGAGAUGUUUUCGGUUUGAGUAUCUAUACAGUAUGAUGUUGCGACAUCAGUAAUUUACUAUUCCAGCUCAGAGCUCCGCAUAGUAUUAUUACUGUUACUGAUACUAGUUGUGCUAUCCACACUGUAGUACACUGAAUGGUUUUAAGAGACGUUGCUUCAGUCGGUGACUUACUGUGAUAUCCAAAUCAAACAUGACUGUAGAUGAUGUAUUUUACGUUGAACAUACAGAUAAGUGUGGUUAUAGUCUCAGUGCUUCCACGUUUACUGCGCUCUACACAGUAGAUUAUCAAGCAUACUUAACUGAAUUCUAAUAGUUUACUGUUGUUGACUAGGUUUAGCAAGUGAAGAUGUCAUCAGUACAAUUACUCCAGUAUUAUAAUAGACCUACAGUAUACGUUGACUUUAUCUAUAUUUUCUUCUGAUGUUCUCGUGAUCUGAUUAUCUUCAUCCUAAAUUAAUGGAAACCACUCAAUAGUUACUGAAAGCUACAUGUUUGAGACCUCGGAGGGGACCGCUGUCUGACUCAACACUGCCACAGGACUGACUUACUGCCGUAACUGAUAGCACACUACUACCAUAUAUGUCUCUCACUUGAAAGGAAACCGAAGCUAUAGUGUUGUUGAACAAUCUGGCCCAAUAUUAAGGCAUCUCAGGUGUGUGUGCGUGUGUGGGUGCGGUGUGUGUACGUGAUUGUACGCGUCCUAUCUGACUCCAUAAAUCCAAAGCCUCUUAACCGGCUGAGACUAUGUUUACAGGUGAAUGCAUGUACCUUAAACACAUUCAAAUAUACGUGUAUGUAUGUACGUACUUUUUGUCAUGACACACUGUAUGUUGGACACGCCUGUACAGUAUGAUAAAAGUGGCUAGAGGACCAAAAGGUCAAAUCACCUGGUAUUCAAAGACGUUCCUUGUAUUUUUCACCGCUGCUGUGCGUUUCUCAGGUUAUAAAGUCUGAGAGGCCACAUUCAAGGACCACUGAGCGGUACGUCGAACACUGUCUGCUAACAAGUAGCCGUGGUGGUGCUGCCUCCCUCAAUGCUCUGUGCAGCUUCACUUACAUACUCGCAUCCCCCAAGUAGGGCAGCUGCCACAAAUGUUGUCUGCAGGCUUUAUACACAGUGAAACUUCGCCAAACAAGAGGACGCUUAAGACAGAAGCUCGUUUAGAAACUGAUAAUCUUCUAAAUUUACUGCAGACUCCUCAAAUUUUGCAUCAGAUUCACUGUGAUGAACUCUUUUAAGAUGCAUGUGCCAGAUUUUUUAAUGCAUGUACUACAUGAGAAAAGGUGCAAAGUCUCCUUCAGUUCAUGGCCUGAUAUUUAGCUACAAAUCAUGAUAUUUAGCUACAAAUCAUAUAUAUACACAUAUAUAUAUAUGAAUUUGUUCCUAAUUACAACACUACUUCUUAGCAUUCGUACUCUCAGUGUUUACUUGAGCCUCUGGGAGCUGAGAGUUCACUGCUUUUAUCGCAGCCAGUAUUUUGACCACAUCCACAGGUUGAGUUGGCUGCGCACAGAUGAAGUUAAGGAUUUGUUGUGUGUCUUGUCUUGUCUUGGUAACAAUAUUUGUGUCAUUCAGACAUCCAGUGCCCACCUGGCUUUGUACAGAUCUCUGUGGUUUUAUAAACUCUCCAUGAAGCCUUUGUGCAUAUUGUUUAUAGAUGCUCUGUGACUGUGGAGCUCCUGAGUCUCUUCUCACUCCUGUUGAUGUUUUCUUUCCGGUCGUAUGAGGCCGAUUAUAUUAACCCACACUCUUUUGUGUUUCACUUUCUCUAGUUUUCAUACUGGUUAUUGUGUCUGUGGUGCUUUUUGUGCUGUGAUAAGCCGAUACGAUGCCAACACUGCUUUUAUCUUUUCUAUUUCUCUUGUAAUAAAAAAGCUUUUUUCAUGCAGUA
Mugil cephalus (flathead mullet) is the source of this 4957-nucleotide messenger RNA. It is a transcript of the gene mmd2a, whose product is annotated as monocyte to macrophage differentiation-associated 2a. The record is from RefSeq and is a predicted model, not a curated record. Bases 585 to 1292 code for a protein of 235 amino acids. Gene Ontology annotation, cellular component: membrane. The transcript has 7 exons. Gene Ontology annotation, molecular function: pore-forming activity. NCBI's taxonomy places the organism in Eukaryota, Metazoa, Chordata, Actinopteri, Mugiliformes, Mugilidae.